Molecule: messenger RNA, 355 nt
Organism: Dentiscutata erythropus
Lineage: Eukaryota; Fungi; Glomeromycota; Glomeromycetes; Diversisporales; Gigasporaceae
Source: the annotation of a GenBank genome assembly
UAGUGAUCCUAUGAUAGAAGAGGAUUUCAUGAAUGAUCCAAUGACAUAUAGUGGAAAUUUAAGGUGUUCUACUGGUUUGGCAUUACAGAGUAAUAUCGAAUGGUUAGGGGCACAUCUUAGAGAAAUAAGGAAACCUUUCUUAGUACAACAUGGUUUAAACGAUCGUGUUACUGAUUGUAAAGGAUCUAGAGAUUUCUAUGAACAAGCUUCAACUCCAAAAAAUGAAAAAUCAAUUCUUUUAUAUGAAGGUUGUGAACAUAUUAUGUUAAGAGACCCUGUUGCUGGAGAAAGAGUUUUUAAAGAUUGUCUUGAUUGGUUUAUUUCAAUGGAUACAACAUUUAAAUUUAAAUCUUGA